UUGAUUGCUAAUCAUACAAGUGGACCUCCUUCCCCUACUAGGCGUCCACCUCCUACAAAUUCAGAAGCUCCAGCAAAUGAUCAAUCAGGUGGUACAAAGCCGCCACCACCCCACAGAUCUACGUCUCCAAAUAAAGAUAAGAAUUCUAAUUCAUCUGCUGCCACUACCAAACAAGGAGAGUCCCAAUCCAACGGUUUCCAAAGAUUCAAAAUGGUAAUUGUGGCUGGAAGUGCAGCUAUCGCUAGCAUGGUUCUUCUAGUGGUUCUGUUUUCUAUAUUCUGUUGUAAGAAGAGUAAAAGAGCUUCUGAGGCUCCUAGUUCCACAGUGGUUCAUCCUAAAGACCCAUCAGAUCCUGAAAACAUGGUUAAGAUAGCUGUUUCCAAUAACACCACCGGAAGCUUAUUUAGUAAAACUGCAACAAGCUCUGGGAGUAGUAAUAGCAGUGCAACACAAAACUCUCAUGUCAUUGAGGCUGGAAACUUGGUCAUUUCUGUUCAAGUACUUCGAAAAGGAACCAAGGAUUUUGCCCAAGAAAAUGAGCUUGGCCGUGGUGGGUUUGGGACUGUUUACAAGGGUGAACUGGAGGAUGGUACAAAAGUAGCAGUUAAGAGGAUGGAGGCUGGGGUCAUAAGCAGUAAAGCAUUGGACGAAUUUCAGUCUGAAAUUGCUGUUCUUUCUAAGGUCCGGCAUCGACAUCUGGUUUCUCUUUUGGGUUAUUCCAUUGAAGGUAAUGAGAGGCUUCUUGUCUAUGAGUAUAUGUCUCAGGGUGCUCUAAGCAAGCAUCUGUUCCAUUGGAAGAGCCUGAAAUUGGAACCUCUAUCUUGGAGAAGGAGGCUCAGUAUUGCAUUGGAUGUUGCUAGAGGAAUGGAAUAUCUGCAUAAUUUGGCACGGCAAACUUUUAUACACAGAGAUCUCAAGUCUUCCAACAUUCUUCUAGAUGAAAAUUUUCGAGCAAAAGUUUCAGAUUUUGGGUUGGUGAAACUUGCACCUGAUGGAGAGAAGUCUGUGGUGACUAGACUUGCGGGAACAUUUGGAUACCUAGCACCUGAAUAUGCUGUGAUGGGGAAAAUCACUACUAAAGUUGAUGUCUUCAGCUAUGGGGUGGUGUUGAUGGAACUAGUGACUGGAUUAACAGCACUUGAUGAGGAGCGCUCGGAGGAAAGCCGUUACUUGGCAGAGUGGUUUUGGCGAAUCAAAUCAAGCAAGGAGAAGCUUAUGGCUGCAAUUGAUCCAGCUCUUGAAGUGAAUGAGGAAACUUAUGAGAGCAUUGCCACCAUAGCUGAGCUAGCUGGGCACUGCACUGCAAGGGAGCCAUAUCAUCGGCCUGACAUGGGCCAUGCGGUGAAUGUGCUAGCACCCCUAGUUGAGAAGUGGAAACCAUUUGACGGUGAAUCUGAGUGUUGUUCAGGCAUUGAUUACAGCCAGCCACUUUCCCAAAUGUUGAAGGUUUGGCAGGCAGCAGAAAGCCAAGGCCUGAGCUAUACAAGUUUGAAUGAUAGCAAAGGAAGCAUUCCAGCAAAGCCUACUGGAUUCGCUGAAUCCUUCACAUCUGCUGAUGGUCGAUGAUGGAAGGUAAGCCUACAGCAAGGAAUAAGUUGGUCCAUCUUGUUGCCAGCGAUAUUUUUCAGUGCUCAAGGAAUACAAUGUCAAACAUCUUUGAAUUGUUGCAUGUUGUUUUAAGUAAUUUUACUUUCAUUUUGUUGAGCCGUGGAACAUGGCUUACAUGGUAGUGUAGAUACAGGGAUUCCGGUUUCACUAGUUCUUUCAUUAUUCCUUGCGCUGUGUGUCUGUUAUUUUUUUUAUUGCAGUGUAAAGAAUUGAUUGCAUUUGAAGCAAAGUGAAUUUCAUGUCAAAGAUACUUCUUGAUUGCAGAAGACUUGGCCCUUAAUCUAGUCGAAUGAGAAACAAACAUGUUCAUUUUCUGGUUCCUGCUAGUUUAUGAUUCAG
Messenger RNA from Durio zibethinus, 1947 nucleotides. RefSeq names its product receptor-like kinase TMK3. NCBI's taxonomy places the organism in Eukaryota, Viridiplantae, Streptophyta, Magnoliopsida, Malvales, Malvaceae. The record is from RefSeq and is a predicted model, not a curated record. Gene Ontology annotation, biological process: protein phosphorylation. Gene Ontology annotation, molecular function: ATP binding; protein kinase activity; protein binding.